GUUCCUAUGGGGACCAGGCUGAAGAGGGGGUGGAGUCUGUUCCUAUGGGGACCAGGCUGAAGAGGGGGUGGAGUCUGUUCCUAUGGGGACCAGGCUGAAGAGGGGGUGGAGUCUGUUCCUAUGGGGACCAGGCUGAAAGCGAAAGCCUUCGGAAAGAGAGACAGCAGCUCGACCAGUCGUUCCAACACCGUGAAUGUCCAUCUCCGCUCUCCUCGGUUUAUCGUUCUCUCCGCUCUAAAUUCCUUAUUUUGCAAAACUGUGCAUCCAAACGAGACCUGGAAAUCUCAAGUCAAGGGCCAUCCCAUACUGCGUUUCUUGGACCAAAACAAGUGUAAAUCUGCUGGACCUGGUCGACUGCUCUGCGACUACUACCACUCCCAGUCAGUCCUCGGACAUCACCAUGGACAAGUAUGAGAAGAUGGGGAAGAUCGGAGAGGGGUCCUACGGCGUCGUGUUCAAGUGCAGGAACAGGGACACGGGACAGAUCGUUGCCAUCAAGAAGUUCGUGGAGUCUGAAGACGAUCCAGUCAUUAAGAGGAUCGCUCUGAGAGAGAUUAGGAUGCUGAAGCAACUAAAGCACUCCAACCUGGUGAACCUGAUUGAGGUGUUCAGGCGUAAACGUAAACUACACCUGGUGUUUGAGUACUGUGAUCACACCGUCCUCAACGAGCUGGACCGAUACCCCAGAGGUGUUCCAGAACAUCUGGUAAAGAGCAUCACCUGGCAGACACUCCAGGCUGUCAACUUCUGUCAUAAACAGAACUGCAUCCACAGAGACGUGAAGCCCGAGAAUAUCCUCAUCACUAAACAGCAGGUCAUUAAGCUCUGUGACUUCGGAUUCGCCAGGAUCCUCACCGGUCCAUGUGACUACUACACAGACUAUGUGGCAACUCGAUGGUACCGGGCCCCUGAGCUGCUAGUGGGUGAUACUCAGUAUGGGGCCCCUGUUGAUGUCUGGGCGCUGGGCUGUGUCUUCUCUGAGCUGCUCUCUGGCAUCCCCCUCUGGCCCGGCAAGUCAGAUAUGGACCAGCUCUACCUCAUCAGGAAGACACUGGGAGACCUGAUCCCUCGCCACCAGCAGGUAUUCAGUAAGAACCAGUUCUUCAGUGGAGUGUGCAUCCCAGAGCCUCAGGAAAUGGAAACUCUGGAACUGAAAUACCCCAACCUGUCAUAUCAAGCACUGAGUCUGAUGAAGGGCUGCCUGCGUAUGGACCCGUCGGAGCGGCUGACCUGUGAGCAGCUUCUGGAGCACCCGUACUUCGACAGCCAACGGGAGGAGAGCGAGAGCACCGGCCGGGAACAUGACCGCUCCACCAAGAAGAGGUCACGCCUCCUGCCCCGCAAACACCUCCCACCUGGGAUCUGUAAGGUGGAACUUGGAAGCAAUAUGGUGGAAGCUCCAUGCAAAUUGGGACCAGCUGUCAGAGAUGGCAAAAUGCUGUACAAACAAUUGAAGUAUUUGCCUCAGCUUACCAGCAGCAGUAUCUUCCCAGCUCUGGACAACAAGAAGUACUAUACCAACCUGAGGAAAUUUAACUACCACUUCCCUAACAUCUAAAUCCACCAUUUUGGAUCAGAAAUUCAACUUACCACUUCCCUAACAUCUAAAUCCACCAUUUUGGAUCAGAAAUUCAACUUACCACUUCCCUAACAUCUAAAUCCACCAUUUUGGAUCAGAAAUUCAACUUACCACUUCCCUAACAUCUAAAUCCACCAUUUUGGAUCAGAAAUUCAACUUACCACUUCCCUAACAUCUAAAUCCACCAUUUUGGAUCAGAAAUUCAACUUACCACUUCCCUAACAUCUAAAUCCACCAUUUUGGAUUUGAAUGGUCCAUUCAUCAACAUACACCGUGUUCACUGUGCUAGUUAGAACUAGGAAACUGACAUUUCCGACUUGCUAACUGGUUGUAGUUAUACAACGAAUCAGCAAGUGGGACAUUUCUGAGUUUCCUAGUUCCGACUAGCAUGUGAACACGGCGAUAUUCUGGUCAGCUCAGGAAGUGAAUCACAGGGAGAAGUCCUUGCGUCUUGUGAUGUCAUUCUAUGCACUAUGUCACCUUUUUUUUUUUUCUACUGAAAGACAAUUUUAUUAUGUGGUGUUGCCUCUAUUGAAGGUGUAUUUUGUAUAUCUAUAUAAUGACAAGGAGCAGCCUAGUGCUCAGCUGGUAGAUUGAGGUUGUCUUCCAGGCAGACUACGUUGCAUGUUGUCCCGUCAUCGACUGUGCCGGUCGGGCACCAGAUUGCUAUAACAUAUGUGGUUGAUCUGAUAUGUAAAAUACCUAUCCAGAUAUUGUGCGAUGUAGUCAACCUGGGAACACAGCCAGAUACUUGUGUGGAACAGAGGGAGCACCAUAGCCUACUGCCUGCCAAAUGUUAUUUGUGUUUUUUUAAAUAAUGAGCGAGACAGUUGACAUUUUUUGGUAGUGAAUUGAUUUGCAUUUUGUUAAAAUAUUGUCUCAGUAGGUUUGAGUCAUUUGUAAAGAGAAGCCAGAAGGAAGGUGAAAGGUCAGCUCGGCUUUAUUUUAUUGGACAGAAAUUGUUAAUAAGCAAUAUGACAGUGGAUUAAAUACAGUAAGGGUUCUAUUCAGGCUAGAUCUCUGAACAAAAAUAUACAUGUAAAGUGUUGGUCCCAUGUUUCAUGAGCUGAAAUAAAAGAUCCCAGAAAUG
Molecule: messenger RNA, 2669 nt
Organism: Salmo salar (Atlantic salmon)
Lineage: Eukaryota; Metazoa; Chordata; Actinopteri; Salmoniformes; Salmonidae
Gene: cdkl1
Product: cyclin dependent kinase like 1 (CDC2 related kinase)
Biological process (GO): protein phosphorylation
Cellular component (GO): nucleus
Molecular function (GO): ATP binding; protein serine/threonine kinase activity
Source: RefSeq, a predicted model, not a curated record